This is a messenger RNA of Lachancea thermotolerans CBS 6340, 768 nucleotides long. RefSeq names its product phosphomannomutase SEC53 (gene SEC53). Gene Ontology annotation, molecular function: phosphomannomutase activity. Gene Ontology annotation, biological process: mannose metabolic process; protein N-linked glycosylation; GDP-mannose biosynthetic process. Gene Ontology annotation, cellular component: cytosol. The coding region runs from base 1 to 768 and encodes 255 amino acids. The transcript has a single exon. The record is from RefSeq and is a predicted model, not a curated record. NCBI's taxonomy places the organism in Eukaryota, Fungi, Ascomycota, Saccharomycetes, Saccharomycetales, Saccharomycetaceae.
AUGCCUGUGCAAGAAUUCAGCUACAAAGAAAAGCCCGACACAUUGGUCCUGUUCGACGUGGACGGCACCCUGACCCCCGCCAGAUUGACCGUUUCCGACGAAGUCAGAGACACAUUGGCCAAGCUGAGGCAAAAGGUUGUGAUUGGGUUUGUCGGUGGUUCUGACUUGAGCAAGCAGCUCGAGCAGCUGGGCCCUAAUGUCCUGAACGAGUUUGACUACGCGUUCUCGGAAAACGGGUUGACCGCCUACAGAUUGGGUGAGAAGCUAGCCUCUCAAUCGUUCAUCAACUGGAUUGGCGAGGAAGAGUACAACAAGCUGGCUGUGUUUAUCCUCAAGUACCUGUCCGGUAUUGAGUUGCCAAAGAGAAGAGGUACCUUUUUGGAGUUCAGAAACGGUAUGAUCAACGUCUCGCCAAUCGGUAGAAACGCUUCCACAGAAGAGCGUAACGAGUUCGAGCGUUACGACAAGGAGCACCAGAUCAGAGCCAAGUUCGUCGAGGCCCUAAGAAAAGAGUUCUCUCACUUGAAGCUCACCUUCUCCAUCGGUGGCCAAAUUUCCUUCGACGUGUUCCCAACCGGUUGGGACAAGACCUACUGUCUACAGCACGUCGAGAAAGACGGUUUCAAGGAGAUUCAUUUCUUCGGUGACAAGACCAUGGUGGGCGGCAAUGACUACGAGAUUUUCGUUGACCCAAGAACCAUCGGUCACUCCGUUACCACCCCAGAUGACACCGUCAAAGCUCUGCGCGAAAUCUUUGACUUGAAAUAA